CGCCCGGGAAGCCUGGGCGCGCAGCAGCCGCGGCCUCGCUAGGGCCCCAGGGACUCGAGCAGGGACUGCGACCAGCCCCACGGCCGGCUGUGGAGCAGCCUGGACACCAGUUCACCAUGGGGAGACGCCUCAAGUUUCUGCAGAAACUGGCCUUCUUGGCCCAGAACCACCGGUACAAGGCGCUGGAGAGGGACGAGGUGGAGACCCUGAUUGAUGAACAGUGUGAGCUGAAAGCUAUCGAGAGAGAAAAGACUGUCGCUGCUCUGCCACCUGGGGAAGCUUGCAAAUGCAGCAGAGAGGAGCUGGCCAGAGCCUUCCAUGUAGACCUGGACAGCGGCCUGUCAGAAUUUGCAGUGGCCCAGCGCAGGCUGGUCCAUGGCUGGAACGAGUUUGUCACAGAUAACGCUGAGCCCGUGUGGAAGAAAUACCUGGAUCAGUUCAGGAACCCCCUAAUUCUGCUGCUGCUGGGCUCAUCCAUGGUGAGCGUCCUCACCAAAGAAUAUGAGGAUGCUGUCAGCAUCGCCCUGGCCGUUCUCAUCGUGGUGACCGUUGGCUUCAUCCAGGAAUACAGGUCGGAGAAGUCUCUGGAAGAGCUCACCAAGCUGGUACCCCCAGAGUGCAACUGCCUGAGAGACGGCAAACUCCGGCACAUGCUCGCACGAGACCUGGUUCCGGGAGACAUUGUGUCCUUGUCCAUGGGAGAUCGGAUUCCUGCUGACAUCCGACUCACCGAGGUCACAGAUCUCCUGGUGGAUGAAUCCAGCUUCACAGGCGAAGUGGAGCCAUGCGGCAAAACAGAAAGCCCGCUGGCUGGCGGUGGGGAUCUCAGCACCCUGAGCAACGUGGUCUUCAUGGGGACGCUGGUGCAGUGUGGGAAGGGUCAGGGAGUUGUGAUCGGAACCGGGGAGCAGUCUCAGUUUGGAGAAGUUUUCAAGAUGAUGCGGGCAGAAGAGACACCUAAAACUCCGCUGCAGAAGAGCAUGGACAAGCUGGGCAAGCAGCUAACGGUCUUUUCCUUUGGCAUCAUCGGUCUCUUGAUGCUGGUUGGCUGGGUGCAAGGGAAGCCCUUUCUCAGCAUGUUCACUGUCGGGGUCAGCCUGGCGGUGGCAGCCAUUCCAGAGGGGCUGCCCAUCGUUGUCAUGGUGACACUGGUCCUGGGGGUGCUGCGGAUGGCGAAGAAGCGGGUCAUCGUGAAGAAGCUGCCCAUUGUAGAGACUCUUGGUUGCUGUAAUGUCAUCUGCUCUGACAAGACAGGCACUCUGACAGCCAACGAAAUGACAGCCACUCAGCUUGUCACAUCUGAUGGGUUCCAUGCUGAGGGCACAGCUGUACGCUCCCUUAACCAGCAGUUUGGGGUCAGUGGCGUCGGAUACAGCGGAGAAGGGACUGUGUGCCUUCUGCCAUCUAAGGAAAUAAUCAAAGGAUUUGACAACGUGUCAGUGGGGAAGCUAGUGGAGGCAGGCUGCGUGGCCAACAACGCUGUCAUCAGGAAGAACGCUGUAAUGGGGCAGCCCACAGAAGGGGCCUUGGUGGUGCUGGCCAUGAAGAUGAACUUAGGCAGCAUCAAAGAUUCCUACGUACGGAAAAAGGAAAUUCCCUUCAGCUCGGAGCAGAAGUGGAUGGCAGUAAGGUGCGGCCCGAAGAGCGAGGAUGGGGAAGACGUUUACUUCAUGAAGGGGGCCUUUGAGGAAGUAAUCCAUCACUGCAGCAUGUAUAACAAUGGGGGCAUCCCCCUGCCUCUGACACCCCAGCAGAAGUCCUACUGGCAGCAGGAAGAGAAGAAGAUGGGCUCGCUUGGCCUGCGGGUGCUGGCCCUGGCGUCUGGACCUGAGCUGGGGAGACUGACAUUCCUGGGUCUCGUGGGCAUCAUCGACCCACCAAGGGCCGGUGUGAAGGAAGCGGUCCAGGUCCUCUCUGAGUCUGGUGUGUCGGUUAAGAUGGUGACAGGGGAUGCUCUGGAGACCGCCUUGGCCAUAGGAAGAACCAUCGGCCUGUGCAACGAGAAACUGAAAGCUAUGUCCGGGGAGGAGGUGGAAGGCACGGAGCAGGGCACACUGGCAGCCCGAGUGAGGCAGGUGUCUGUAUUCUUCAGGACCAGCCCAAAGCACAAGGUUAAAAUCAUAAAGGCGUUGCAGGAGUCGGGGGCAAUUGUAGCCAUGACGGGGGAUGGUGUGAAUGACUCCGUCGCCCUGAAGUCUGCGGACAUCGGGAUCGCCAUGGGACAGACAGGGACAGAUGUCAGCAAAGAGGCAGCCAACAUGAUCCUGGUAGAUGACGACUUCUCAGCCAUCAUGAGCGCAGUGGAGGAAGGCAAGGGCAUCUUCUACAACAUCAAGAACUUUGUCCGCUUCCAGCUGAGCACGAGCAUCGCAGCCCUGAGCCUCAUCACCCUGUCCACCGUGUGCAACCUGCCCAGCCCCCUCAACGCCAUGCAGAUCCUGUGGGUCAACAUCAUCAUGGACGGGCCACCGGCACAGAGCCUUGGGGUGGAGCCUGUGGAUAGAGACGCCCUUCGGAGGCCUCCACGGAGCGUCGGGGACACGAUCCUGAACAGAGCCCUGAUCCUGAGGGUCCUCAUGUCGGCCGCUGUCAUCAUAGGGGGGACCCUCUUUAUCUUCUGGAGAGAGAUCCCAGCGAACGGCACCAGCACCCCACGUACAACCACCAUGGCCUUCACCUGCUUCGUGUUUUUCGACCUCUUCAAUGCCCUGAGCUGUCGCUCUCAGACCAAGCUGAUAUUUGAGAUUGGCUUUUUCCGGAACCGCAUGUUCCUGUACUCGGUCCUUGGGUCCCUCCUGGGGCAGCUGGCUGUGAUCUAUGCCCCGCCCCUGCAAAAGGUCUUCCAGACAGAAAACCUGAGCGCGCUCGACCUGCUGCUGCUGACGGGCCUGGCCUCAUCUGUCUUCGUUCUGUCGGAGCUGCUCAAGCUCUGGGAAAAGUUCUUGUCCAGAGCCAGGCCCACUCAGAUGCUCCCUGAAGCUGUGUAACGGAACCAGUGCGUCAAGGCCCUGACUGACCUGUGUGCUUGGGUGCCUCUGGCCUGUCCCCAUCCAUCUGUACUAACCAUUCCAAGGGGCAAAUCUCAGGACCGUGCAGCAUCAGACACUGGCUCCGCCUGUCCUCCUGGGCCAUGUCCCGCACUGGACAGGGUGGAGCUUAUUAUACUGAAACAUGGCGCUAUUUAUUAAACCACCGUGGUUUUUUUAUUUAA
Messenger RNA from Mus caroli (Ryukyu mouse), 3211 nucleotides. RefSeq names its product ATPase secretory pathway Ca2+ transporting 2 (gene Atp2c2). The record is from RefSeq and is a predicted model, not a curated record. NCBI's taxonomy places the organism in Eukaryota, Metazoa, Chordata, Mammalia, Rodentia, Muridae. Gene Ontology annotation, biological process: calcium ion transport. Gene Ontology annotation, cellular component: membrane. Gene Ontology annotation, molecular function: P-type calcium transporter activity; ATP hydrolysis activity; ATP binding.